Molecule: messenger RNA, 1417 nt
Organism: Alosa alosa (allis shad)
Lineage: Eukaryota; Metazoa; Chordata; Actinopteri; Clupeiformes; Clupeidae
Product: P2Y purinoceptor 13-like
Exons: 1
Coding region: 15-992 (325 amino acids)
Biological process (GO): negative regulation of adenylate cyclase activity; G protein-coupled receptor signaling pathway
Cellular component (GO): membrane
Molecular function (GO): G protein-coupled purinergic nucleotide receptor activity
Source: RefSeq, a predicted model, not a curated record
GAACACAUGCAGUCAUGGAUUCCCCUUCCUCACAGCUGGACUGUGGGAUCAACAAUGAGACCAUCGACCUUGUGGUUUUUUGCCUCUAUUACAUUUUGUUCGUCCCCGCACUUAUACUGAACGUUAUGGCAGCCUGGAUCUCCUGGAAGCUGAAGACCAAAUCUUCAUUUGUCGUCUACCUGAAGAACCUUGUGGCUGCUGACCUUCUGAUGACCUUCAUCAUCCCACUGAAGGCUGUUGAUGGGCUUCCGAGGUCGCCACACGGACUACAAGUGUUUAACUGCCAGUUUAGCGCUGUGUUUUUCUAUCUCUGCCUGUAUGUCAGCAUUGUUCUCAUGGGGGUCAUCAGCCUCAACCGUUUCUUCAAGAUUGUGCAGCCCGGUGGGAAACUGCUCGGCCAAAGUGCCGUCUUUGGCAAAGUGGUCUCUUCAGUCGUGUGGGUAGUGCUACUCAGCAUAACCAUGAUACCAACCAUGGUACUCACCAGUGAGAAGCCAACCAAUGACACUGCAGAGCUGUGCAUGGCCAUGAAGAGUGACGUGGGGAAGGAGUACCAUCAUGGGGUUAGCAUUUUCUGCAACUGGAUUUUCUUUGUCGUGUUAAUCGUCAUUGGACUCUGCUACACGUGCAUUGCAAAGAGGGUCAUUGAGUCAUACAGAAACUCAGGGAGCAAGAACCUCCAGGGGAAACGAAAGAUCAAAGCUCGGGUGUUUAUCAUUCUGGCGGUGUUCCUGGUCUGCUUCGCCCCCUACCACAUCACACGCAUCCUUUAUGCCCCAACACAAGUGAAGAAUACGUAUAGCUGCAACUGGGCUUCACUGAAGGGGGCUAAGAGCAUCACUCUGUGGCUUGCCACCACCAACGUCUGUCUGGACCCCCUCAUCUACAUUUUACUGUGCAAAGCUUUCCGGGAGAAACUGUAUGAGUUCAAGAUAUGUGGACGUUGUAUUUCCACUAGACCCCAGGAGAAUACAGAAGACACGUAUGUUUGAAAGGGUGUAGUUGUUAGCUUCCUGUGUCAAGAGCUUCUCCUUUUUUCAGUGUAUGUGCAGUUCAGUCCAUGUAACAAAUUCAUUUGAUAGUUUGAUCAGGUGAACUAUUAAUUAAUGCUUACUUCAUAUAAUGUCUGAUUAAGUGAAACUCAUUUUCUGUUAAUAAGCAAUGGAUACAGCAGUAAUGGCAGCGUUGUCCAUUUUCUCUCUUUGUAACAUUGUUAGCCUCAGAACUUUCUGAAGACAAAACAGUUUAACAACUUCAUUUUAAAAAAGAACAAGACUGAGGAAGGUGAAGUGUGUGUAUACUGUAUGCUGACUGUUGGGUGGAGUUUGUAUAGUGUGUGUACAUAUUGACUGUUGGGUGGAGUUUGGGUUUAUAAGCUCUGAUAGCCUUCAUUCAGAAGUUGAAAUAUUUGUAGUCC